Messenger RNA from Silurus meridionalis, 1689 nucleotides. It is a transcript of the gene ackr5, whose product is annotated as G protein-coupled receptor 182. Bases 101 to 1159 code for a protein of 352 amino acids. Gene Ontology annotation, molecular function: G protein-coupled receptor activity. Lineage: Eukaryota; Metazoa; Chordata; Actinopteri; Siluriformes; Siluridae. The transcript is spliced from 2 exons. Gene Ontology annotation, cellular component: membrane. The record is from RefSeq and is a predicted model, not a curated record. Gene Ontology annotation, biological process: G protein-coupled receptor signaling pathway.
CUAAAGCGACACAAUUGUUCUGCCAGAUCAGCCUUCAUCACUCCAGGAUACUGCGCCAUCAGAGGGGUCUAACCCUCAUAAGAGCUCCACACUCAAGAAAAUGAUGCUUGAUAACAAAACAUCAGGCCACCACAAUGAAACACUGUGGUUGUAUGAAUGUAACCUCGAGCUGGACCGAGAAUCUCGGCGCAUUGCUUUGUUCCUGCUCUACUUGCUCCUGUUCAUGGCUGGUUUGGUCGAGAACUGCCUGGUGGUUUGGGUGAACUGGCGCCGAAGACACUCGGCCAGCGGCGUGCUCUUCUGCGUUAUCAAUAUCAGUCUGUCCGACCUGAUGGUGGUUUUCACUAUGCCCUUUUUCAUGCUGGAGGUCACCAUGGACAGGGUUUGGAUUUGGGGCCGAUUCCUGUGCAAGGUUACUCACCUCAUCUACGUCAUCAACUUCUACAGCAGCUCCUUCUUCCUGGCCUUUAUGACUCUGGAGCGGUACCUGACCAUAACUCGGCCAACCACGCCCGCCUGCUUUCCACUGCAGCCCAGGCACCGGAGAUGGCUGCUUUGUGCCGGAGUGUGGCUUCUGUCUUUGUUGCUGGCGUUGCUUGAAAAUGUGCACGUGGACCUGCUUGAAUGGGACGAACCGGGCUGCUACAUGAUGCCUGAGCUGCAUUACAUUGCGUGGUUCGUCUCAGUUAGUUUCUUCUGCCUUAUCUUCCAGUUUCUAGGGCCUGCGUCAGUUAUCAUCACUUGUAACAUCCUGAUAGCACGGGCCGUACGGGCCUCUCCGGAAGUCCAGAAUCGUAGGGACGUUUGGCUGUUGCACGUGUACUCGCUCGUCUUCGUGGUCUGCUGGUUACCUUACCAUAUCGUGAUGUUCCUAAUGAUGGUCGAUGACCUGAACUCAGACUUGAUGUCCUGCAACACUGUAGAUAUUCUCUACUACGCUUUUAGCGUUGUACAGUGCAUCUCGCUCCUCCAUUGCAUCGCCAACCCCAUUCUCUAUAACUUCCUGAGCAAGAACUUCCGCACCAACCUCUACAACGAUAUACUUUCCAGAAUUUCCGCCGCACCUGCCAACUCCGCAGCCGGCGGUGCGGGGACAGCUUCACGAAAAGAGCGAAAGCUCAGCAACGCCAGCACCAGUCACUCAGAAAUAGAACCAUAGGAAGGGAAGUCACAACGAGGUCUAUUGACAGAUAUGAAGAAGCAGCAAAUAUCUGAGCCCAUUUGCCAGAUUCCAUCGAAAUAACUGUUUUACAAUAUGUCCAUGUCUCUGUAUCCUAACACCUUCAUGUAGAGACCAUUUCAGAACAAUUAUUCAGAUUUUAUUUGUUAAAAAAAAAAGAACAAGGGUUUCGAGGAUCAUGCAUGUGUAUAAACUAUUCUUGUGAAUUUCUCAGCGCAAGAACUGAUCACCAGUCAGAAAUAACAAUUGAAGACACUGGACAGUUUGUUAUAUUUGCUUGUAAACACUGGAGCUGGACAAGUCAAAAGUGUAUGUAAAAGUAAACAGCUUUAAAGGUUUCUGUCAGUGGGUUUAAAAGAGGAAGGAUGAAAGCGCCCUAGAUCACAUUCCCAUAGGAAGUUGCUGACAAACAUGAUAAAAGGAAGUCCAGCAAUCAAAUAUUUGCAGAUGAACAAGAUUAUGAUAAUGUCUGUACACUGGAUGAAAUAAAUAAUUUGACUUCAAUGCUA